GGAAGGCAGACGAGCCAAGCAGCCCCAAAUCAGUGUCCCAUCGCUUCCGUUACGUAGCGCGUAUCGCGUAUCGCGGAGAACCAGCAGCCGAGCGAAACACCCGGGAAAAACGUGUCGCGUGUGUGCCGUCCGUCGAUUAAGAGUUUCAAAAGGAGAAGCCAAACCAGUGAACAAAGUAUCCAAACCUCCCUCCCACCCCCUGCCACCACAACCAUGCGUGCAACAACAAAUCACAAUUUAUGAAAAAGUGCUUUCAAAAUUUUCAUCGCUUAGCAAAACCAUAAACCAAAGCAAAGCAAAGCCUGAACAGGAAGUCAUUGGUUCAUAGACUAUAUAGAAGGUGAAGUCGGUAAUAGCUGGCCAGGAUGCCAGGACUCGUGCUGCUGUUGGUGCUGCUGCUCAGCGGCUCGCUGCUGGCGGAGAUCUCCCACUCGCCGCUGGCCAGCAAUCGAAUCAUCAUGGGUCCAUCCGGGCAGCUGCCAUCGCCGGUGCACCCGAUGACCAUGCCGGUGCCAACGUCGACGACGACGGCGCGAUGUCACAAGCUGCAGAGAUACCGCAAAAUGCUGAAGGACAUCGAUGAUGUGGAGGACCUGUAUGUGGAUGUGCCCGUGCAUAUCGCCCUGGAGGGGCGGCAGAGGAAGCGAUUUGUGCUGAACCUGAACGUCUCGACGCCGCUGACGAUUCUCUUUUCGGUGACCGUGGGCCGCAAGAUGUACUACAAUCAAACAGCGAAUGUUCUGCGACCAGCAGCCGUUCCACCUGGCCCUGGCAUUGCUGUGGGCAGUCUGGUCCUGCCCUGCGCCCUGCCCGGCCAGUACGAUCUCUUUGUGCAGGCGCGACAGGCCGGCGCCCUGAAAGUGGACGCCCUGGCACAGCAUCCGCAGCAGGACUGGUCGCUGCUCAACGAGACACAUCGGAUCCACAUUCGCACCCACAAUCGGGUGCGGAAGCGUCAAAUGGUUGUCAGAUGGGACAGAAGCAAAUUCGAUUACCAUGCCAUGCACUAUUGUCUGGUCAUCCAGCACAGGGACACUACAGCCUUGCCCUUCCGCAAUCCGUUUGAUAACUUCUGCCAGGCCGUUGGUGCCUAUGUGAAGCAAAACCAUCCAAAAGCCGCUGGCUGCUCCGCCGGUGGCAGUCCCCUGGAUCUGGUCUGGGCCACACCACCGAAGCGCGAGCGUCGCCUGAAUCCGCGCCACAAUCUGCACAUUGUGUGCACGGGGAAGCGACGCCAGCAGGUGCUCCGUCGCCUGCUGCCCAAGAGCAGCUACCAGCUGGAUCUCUACGGGGUCCACCAGAGUCGCCAGAACCUCACGAUGCUGCUGAGCAGCAGCCAGGUGAACUUCAACCGCACCCAGCCGAUGGCCCUGCGGCAGCAGUCGCUCACCAUGCUGAAGAUCGGGGGCCAGCACGGGAUGCAGGCGUACAGCUACAAGGUGCCGCAGACGGAGCCGCCACCGGCCUACAUGCGGCACCUGUUUCUGCCCUGCUCGGGCAGCGAGAUUCGCGUGAAUCUGCUGCGCCAGCGCAAUGAGGUGAUCAGAUCGGACGCCUUCUACCGACCCACCUAUCUGCGGCAGGAUGGCGUCCUGCCCGGCGAACGCUAUCUGAUGCGCUUCGAGCCCAGCAACGAGGACGAGGCGGUGCGUGCCCAGAAAGUGUUGGUGGCUGUGAGCAGCGAGCAUCUGUUCCGAGAUCUGCCCGAGCUGCCGCUGAACAUCAGCGUCUUCAAUGUGCGUACGAGGUGCAAUCGAGCGACCAUAGCCUGGAACGGUUCACCCGAUGAGCGGGACCUCAGCUACUGCAUCAUUGUCUUCAAUCUGCCGCAGCGCAAUCGCAGCGUUGUGGACUCCACGAACUACUGCAUGGACUUUGUGCCCAAGCAGGUGAUGCAGUACAAGAACUUUCAGUGGAUGACCUGUCGGGAGAGGCAGCAAAGCUCCGACAAUAUCGAAACGGAAACCAUACUAAACCUAAUGCCCGGCUCCAGCUAUCUCGUCUAUGUGACGGCCAAUUUGAGCAUGGGCAAGCCGCUUCCCUAUCAGACGCUCACCCUCCACAUGUCCAGCCAGUGCCUGGACGGAUCCCACGAGUCAUACUAUUAACUGGCGUCACCACAGAGGGGGCCCCGCCCCAGCACUAACACUAAAAGCUUCGCCGCAUUUUCAACUACAAAUGCAAAUACAAAAAAAUACCACAAAAUAAAGCAAGAAACUAUCCGUCGUUGUAAAGCUACCUAAUCUACUAUGAUAACUAAACUAUCCAACAAAUACUAUUCUACGCUGGUUAAAAGACUAUACUAUACAGCUAUACAAAUAUACAUAUACAUAUAUAUAUAUAUAUACUCGUACGUAUACGUAUUCGUGGCAAAUGUUGUGUGUGAGCGAUUGGGAGCUUCUCUCUGCGUCUGUGUCAGUGUCUGUGUCUGCAUCUGCAUCUGUGUCUGUAUCUGCAUCUGUAUCUGUGUGCGCGCGUCUGUACGAGUAUGUGAUUUGUGUUUGCCAACAGAUUCCAAGUAUUUUCGAGUGCUUAGUUUUGUAAUUUCGAUUGUAGCUAGCCAUAAAUGUUUGUAUAAAAUGUUUUGUUUGCCUUCCGUUUGCCGCCUGCCUUUUGCCAGUCUGCGCAUAUAAUCGUAUUUUUUUUCGAUAUUUAAUUUAGCACUCUUACUAAUAGGUUACAUUUAGGUUUUUUUCCUAGGCUUUUGCUGUUAAGUUUAAUCUGUAAUCAAAGAGUUUUUGUGUAAUUUUUUAGCUAAGCGUAAUUUUAUAUUAUACCACAUACUAUACAUUAGAUAUACAUAUGUAUGUAUG
Messenger RNA from Drosophila obscura, 2813 nucleotides. RefSeq lists its product as uncharacterized. The transcript is spliced from 8 exons. The record is from RefSeq and is a predicted model, not a curated record. Gene Ontology annotation, molecular function: protein binding. The coding region runs from base 366 to 2108 and encodes 580 amino acids. NCBI's taxonomy places the organism in Eukaryota, Metazoa, Arthropoda, Insecta, Diptera, Drosophilidae.